AUGGAGGAUGAAACGGAAGGGAAAAAGAUCAAAAGUUAUAUUAAACCUUAUGCUGGUAAGCCUAAGCCCAAGAACUAUAAGCACGUUGCGAGAGAACCAAUAAGGCAUGACAACAUCUCCAUGUUUAAACCACAAGAAAUCGUUCGACAAACGUCAUUACCAGCAAAGGCCAAGGUUUCCAGCGAUCAGAAGACUCGGGACGAUCUCAAAGUGAGUUUAGCGGUUACGUUUGUCAUACUAAUGUUAUUUUUUUCAUUUGUUGUUUUAUAUUUGCUUAUGUCUUGCUUUUUAAUAAGAUUUACAAUAUAACCAUCUUUAGAAAGACGCCUUAAAGAACUGUUACCAGUCACCGACACAUAAAGAGAAUACACAACCCAGCACUUCCAAAGUUUCAUCCUCCUCCAAGGUACGUUGACAUAAUAUUUAAAAGUUGUGACGUAAAGUUAUGCUUACAUAGAGUAAAAUGAAGUUUUCAGAAUUUACCACGACCUAAUACAUCUAGCCAAGUUGCUGAACUUAAGAAGGAGCUGGCAACGAAACAACAGAGUAUAGAGAUGUUAGAAGAGCGAUUGGUAAGUUAUUGAAAUGAAUAAUAUCAUGGUUCACACAAUGUUUAAAAUCACAAUGAUCUUUUGCAGUGGUAGUAAAUUUUAAAACUGUAUUUUCAGAAAUUUUGCCACACAAAUUGGAAAGAAGCCGAAACCAACUUGGACGAAAAAAUGAAGGAAUUGACAGAUAAGGACGAGAAAAUUGAACGGAUAAGGGCCAAGUAUGCCACCGUCAAGGAAGCUAGCAAGGAGAAAGACAAGAAGCUGAAGAAACUUGAAAUGGAUGCCAAACAGAAGGAGGAAGAGAUACGAAAGCUUCAAUCAGAUGCUAGAAAACAUGCUUCUAUUGUGGAUAAGUUGAGGAGCGAGAACAAAAUAUUGAUGAACAAGCUGAAAGAGGAAGAGGACGUUAUAAAUGAGAAGAAUGUCAUCAACGAAAAGUUGACAAUAGAGUUGGAUGAUAUCAAAGUGCAGAUGAAUCUCCAGACUACUGGAUACGAAGAGCAACUACAGAUCAUCAGACAGGACUAUGACGAGGGAAUGGACCAGAAGAAGGAGGAGAUCAUGUCUCUGUACAAGGGAUGCGAUUCUUUGGUCAGAAAGAAGGACGAGGAGAUUGCUACUCUCAAGAAACGGUUGGAGGAACGUGGAGCUGAGUGUGAGAGGCUGAACCAGAGUUUGCAUGAGGUAAUAUGUUAUUUAUGAUUGUGUAAAAGUGUGUUUUGUUGACUUUUACUUUAGUGUAGAUUACGUUAGUGAUAACAUGUUAAAGUUGCCUUCUUUAGACGGUAGAUAGCUUUAAUAUAAUUAAAGCUGAACUCGAAAAGAAGACCAACAUGCUGAAUCGUUGCAUGGAUGAGGCGGCGCUUCUCGUCGACAUGAUUCGAGAUUUGGACUUUUAUCGAAUCAAAUAUAAUGAGACAGUUGAGGUAAAACGUUGUGUGUCACAGUAGUCCGUUCUUCGAACGUCUUUCUAUUGUCGUGAUAGCGCAAAUCCAAAGACUUGUUGGUUCUGUUAGUAGAACAUACUUAAGCCUUUUUAAGGAAAAAAUAUCGAAAUGUAAAAAAGGCCACGGUUUUGGUUUGUAUUGAGAAUAAACAAAUUUUGUUUUAAUUUUAAUUAAAAAAGUACUACAAGCUUAUAGUUAGUCUUUCCUUUAUAUCAUAACAUUUUAAAAAUCUCAACAUGUUUUAAUGUUUAGGUACGAAAGAAGUUGUCCAGCCAAUCGGAAGCCGGCAACAGUCUAAAUGUGCAAGGUACUACGGUAACAGAAGAGGUUGUUGAUACUGCUACUGUCGAGAAAAACCAAGAAAAUAAAGUGACAAGUUCUGUGACUGUCGAGACUCGAAAGGCCAAUUUUGUUGCUGGCAAUGAGACAUUUGCACGUUCUCAAAAAGGCCUUGAGGUAUGUUAUUUUUAAAGUGAUAUUCCUGUUAAGUCACGGUAUAUGUUAUGUCAUAUUACUGUUGUAUAAUAGCUUACAUUUGAGUAACAGUUGAGAUAGAAGACAAUUUGUUUUGGCAUUAUAUAAUAUUCCUUUUAAACUUAAAUUUUGUUAUGUUUUUAGAAUCUUGCACCGAAACGUUUAUUGAGUCUAAGUGAGGAUCCACUUCUAAGUCCAGUACCCCAAUUGAAGACUGAAGUAGUAGACCCAUUUGAUGAUAUUAUCGUCACGAAAAUUGUCACAAAAAAGCCACGACUGAAUCUACUUAAGCAAGAACACGACACCUUCACUCCGAAUACUCAGUCUAGAUUUUAA
Bursaphelenchus okinawaensis is the source of this 2308-nucleotide messenger RNA. NCBI's taxonomy places the organism in Eukaryota, Metazoa, Nematoda, Chromadorea, Rhabditida, Aphelenchoididae. The record is from the annotation of a GenBank genome assembly.